Ornithodoros turicata is the source of this 2873-nucleotide messenger RNA. RefSeq lists its product as uncharacterized. The transcript is spliced from 8 exons. Bases 187 to 993 code for a protein of 268 amino acids. The record is from RefSeq and is a predicted model, not a curated record. NCBI's taxonomy places the organism in Eukaryota, Metazoa, Arthropoda, Arachnida, Ixodida, Argasidae.
CCACACGACAGCAGAAGCAGCUCCUCCAUUCAGAAAAGGCAGAUGGAUUACCCGCCGCUGCUGUUCUUCCACCUCAUAGUCCCGCCGUUUCAGCGUUUCGUGGUUUAGUUUCCGUUUAAAGUAAGCAGACGGUCGUCGCAUAACCCUGUCGUCUGCUAGCUACAAAAUGCAAACGAGCGCUCGUGGAUGAAUAGCAGCGGAGAGCUGUCUCUCUCGCUCACUCCACCGCCUCCUCCUCGCCCUCUUUCGACCCAAAAAAGUGGCAUCGGCAUCGCGAGGGAUGACAAAGUCCCACCUGAAUCUGGAAUGGUGACUUUGUACGGUUUAGUGUUGCUCCUGAUUUCACUUCUGGAGUACGCCCAGACUGCAUUCAACCACCAGGCUUACAACAAGGAACCAGAGCGACGUUUAGGAGAGACAUGCCUAACCCGUACCGCGUGCGAGCUGGGAGACGCUCACUCCGACUGUGUCCACUGGCAGUGCCAGUGCAAGAGGGGGUUCCGGAUAGAGUUCCUACACGGACUCCCGGUCUGCGUCACUGGGUUCUUCCCAAUGCAGUGUUACUCACACAGUCAGUGCAAAGAGAUGGACGAGCAUUCGCAAUGCGUCAGUAAUGUCUGCGAUUGCGAAAGCGGUUACCAGAGGGAGCUCAUUUACUGGAAGUACGUCUGCAGACCAGAAAAGUCGGACAAGAGCCUCAUCAUCUUCAUCCUCAGCUUCACGCUGCUUCUGUUAAUCGUUGUUCUUCUCUACAUCGGGAAGCACUAUGUGCAGUCCGAAUGUGCAGCACCACGCAGUCCUCCAUGUCCAACUUCUUCAGCAAUCACGGGCUUCAGUGGGUCCAUACAGGAUUCCGACAGUCCGGAGUGGGACCUAGUCGUAAUACCGAGAGCAGUGCGACCGCCUUCUCCUGUUCUGCCUUCCAAAGAAGACCUUCCACCGAGUUACGAAGAAGUCAUGCGCUACCUUUCUCGUCAGUCUUCCAAGAGAUGACGCUCACAGCACCAUGCGUGGCUACAUACCUAUCACUGACGGCCACGUGCUGCCAAACGGAGACCGAAAGUGCGCCCAUAGGGCGUAUACAUUCUCCACCACCGGCAUCGUCAUCAGUGUGUCUCCCAUCGUCCACUGGUGGGUGCGUUCCGGCUAAGCCUACACAAAUCUAACGGACAUCAACGGUGCCCCUCUUCGUUUUUGCAAUUUAUUCUAGAUUAUAUACGAACAGGCACCGCGAUGAUGAUGAUGAUAUUUGCACACAAAUUUCUAAGCCUACUUGUUCCGCUUCCGGGCAGAUUUUUGCCUCACAUAGCCACAGCUGAAGAGCCUGGUGAAAGACAAAGCUGAGGUGCUGAGCAUUUCGAUUGCAGAACAAGUGCGUGGGCUGACUUCACGGACACGGAAACUUUUGAAGCCUUACUUGUGGACAUAGAAGCAGAUCCUAGCUUCCAAGUUGAAAAAAAAAGAAGAAGAAGAAGACAGUGCUGAGUGUUAUAAUCGUGGUGGCACUGAUGACUGACCUGUCGAUGCUUUCUGUUACGAGAAUCAUUCCAAACGUAAUCUCCAUGGAACCUUUACUGAACUGGACCCUUCAAUAUGGUUUAAACGAGUGCUGAAAACAGUGUGCCAGUGUCGCUCACCGAGCAGUUUGCUGAGCAAUCUGCUGAACAGUGUGCUGACGACACAGAACAGAGUGUUACAUACAGGCUCAAUCGAACCAGAAGUGCUACAAACGUCCCGUCUCUUUCUCUCUCUCUUUUAUAAAAAGAAAAUAACCGAAUUUUCGGACUGAAAAUUCGGCCUGCAUCAAACUCCUCGAGAUACCACAAGCCUUGAUACACAGACUGCCACUGCUUUUCGAGGUUUUUGUUAGACACAAUGUGCAGUGACUUCGUUUGGUUUGUUGAGCAUGAUGACGUCACUCGUCCGUGAGAGGGCGCCACUGGUAAAGAGACACGCUCACCUUCGGUGCAAACGCGGCAUAAUUAAUGACCGACCAACAUUCCUCUAACCUUGCUCGAGCCAAAGUAUCCACUUUAGACGUUUAAUUAAACAAAACAAUGAUGUCCCUGUUAGGGACGUCUUCCUCGCGUCUCAGUAAGCCGAAUUCGUUGUACUGAUGCGACCAACGUAAUUCGACAUAACAAUUAUGUUUACAAACCAUUCUGUUUCCUGUUUGUUGUAUUUGUUACUUUUUAGUGGUGCAAAUAUAGGCGCGCGUACGAAAUGUUAAAUCAAAUGUUAAAUGUUCAUGAAAUGUUAAAUCAAAUUCACUCGCUCUGUGUGAGACAAAACCUACCAUUCUCCAAGCAACAUGCGGUGCCAUAUUUGCGUUGCUAAUAUAAAUCAUAAAACCUAGAAAAAAUUAACGUACUAAUAAUUACAAUGAUUAAAUGCGGUACAUUAAAUUCCCAUACACUCCCGGCAAUAAUAGUUUUUUUUCUCUCUCUCUAGACAAUAUUUAUUACACUAAGUAUACGCCGCAUGCUCUCUAUCAUGAAACGUCACCAGUCUUUCAACGAGUAAAUCAUGUUUAUUCCACCCUAUAGAAUAAACGCUACCAGUAAGCGUCGCGCGAGGUACGAAGACGUUACAUUAACGUUAGACCAUGUUCACACACAUUGUUACAUGAAUGUCCUUCGGUUCCAGCCUCCUUUCUGACGAUAACCGGUUCGGAUGUUCGCCAUGCUGUGCUCAAACUAUCCCAAAACAGGGAAGGUCCCCUUCCGCGCGGGACUUCUCCAACACGUUGUUAUAUGCCUUGCAAUGUCCUUUCGAUUGUAAUUGUGGCGUCCCAAUUGUGACGUCACAACUACUACAGAUGAACGCACGGCAAGUGGAAUGAUUACAAUUAGCUGUUACUCAUCAAUGUACAC